AUAAAAUGUAAGCAGCGAUUUGCACAAUCGAGGGCCACCACGUUCUUGCCGCACUUAUCGCACUGACACCUGACACCACACCACACAGAACAAACGCAAAACAAAGGCCUGCAUGGAGACGCCACUCCGUGAUGAGUCUCUGUCGGUCACUGACUCACCCACUUGCCGCACUUGUCCCCCUCGUCCGUCCUUGGGCACCCGACACACUCGCAAGGCAACAUGCUGGCGGCCUCCUCGGCCAGCUCCCGCCACUUGUCGAGCAUCACCCCCGCCAUCACACGCUGAUUCACCACCACCUCCGUCUCGCCGUUCCACUGCACUGGCGGCUCUACACGGCCCGCCACGUCGCUCACAGAGGGUCGGGCGGCGGUGUCCGUCAUGGCCGUGGGUGAUGUGGGUGAUGUGGCUGUGGCUGUGGCGUGCUGCAGCCGCCUGAGGGAUUCCUGCACGCCCUGUCUGUCAUAGCCCCAGAAGACGUUCACGAUGUGCCGGUCCCGGAGGGCGGCGAUGCACGCCUGUUGCUUGAGGGCGUAAGUGUUGAGGUCAGUGUUGAGCUUGAAGGCGCUGUCGAUGGUCUUGGGGAUGUGGUUCAUGUGCAGCGCGUCCCACCCCGUGGACACCCAAGCACUUCUUCCUGAGUCGAGCGAAGUCGUCCUCGCUGCGAGCCUGGCCGCUGGGGGUCCAAUCUGGGCGCCACUCCCUAAUGGCCAUACACAGACACAGACAGGUAACCAUACAGAGCAGCUGGGCAGGCUACACGGUGCAUGUGUCUGUCUCGAACACAUCGGCGGCUCUAGCGUGUGUGAGACAUUCAUUGUAGUGAAUGCAUCGUCUCUCUGUCUAUCCCACCGGCUCACAGUGUUGCCUGGACCGCUGGGGGUUCUGUGGGAAUGGGGUUGAAGAAAGACGGGACGUACACCUGGUGGUGGGGACCGAUGCGCACUGCCUUCGAGGGCGGCAGCUGCGGUGGCGGCGGUGGCGGAGUGGCGGAUUCCGCGGCGGCAGGCUCUGCUCACAUCAACAAACACCACACGCACACACACACACACACACACAGAGAGAGAGAGAGAUUCGUCAAUCUGUCGCCCGAGCUACUGGCUUUUCAUCGCCCUCUUACGCAGCGGCUGUAUGGGGAGGAUGCCGUAUCGAGCCGCCAGCUUAUUGCGGCGCUGGACUGCCACCCACAGCGCCUCUUCCAUCUCCCUUGGCGUCAACGCCGCCGCCACCGUGGUCCUCGAGCCCUUCACGUCGACGUCCCAGCUCCCCCUCCAGUGAAGUCCUUUCCACCGGAUGUUUAUGUCCUGCACGUUCCCAUUCAGACGCCGGAGUUCCCUCAUCAGUUCCGUAGCGGCCUGUCGGGCCUCCUUUUCGUUCAAAAUGAUGUCGUUCAUGGUGUUUCUCGCCGACGGUGGUGCUUCAAAGGAAAAAUCGCUACCCACCGACCUCCUUUCCACCUGAUGUGCACGUACUGCACGUUCCCAUUCACCUGGCGUCGAGCUCGGAGAUCAGUGCCGCGGCGGCCUUCCGGGCCUCAUUUUUGUUCAAAAUGAUGUCAUCCAUGGUGGUUCCCUCGCACGACGGUAAUACUUGAAGACUCUAUCAGGAUGUUGAAGUUGCUGUGUGCCGAACACACACCGUGGUCAGAAGGAUCAGACGGAGCCCUCGAAUCUCGCCUUA
Molecule: messenger RNA, 1677 nt
Organism: Vitrella brassicaformis
Lineage: Eukaryota; Vitrellaceae
Source: the annotation of a GenBank genome assembly